This is a messenger RNA of Trifolium pratense (red clover), 888 nucleotides long. Its product is annotated as adenylate isopentenyltransferase 7, mitochondrial-like. NCBI's taxonomy places the organism in Eukaryota, Viridiplantae, Streptophyta, Magnoliopsida, Fabales, Fabaceae. Bases 1 to 888 code for a protein of 295 amino acids. Gene Ontology annotation, cellular component: mitochondrion. Gene Ontology annotation, molecular function: tRNA dimethylallyltransferase activity. The record is from RefSeq and is a predicted model, not a curated record. Gene Ontology annotation, biological process: cytokinin biosynthetic process; tRNA modification. The transcript has a single exon.
AUGGCUAACACAUCCUCAACAUUAGCGGAAAAAAAGAAGGUUUUGUUCAUAAUGGGUGCAACUGGAACUGGAAAAACUAAACUUUCCAUCAAUUUAGGUACUCAAUUCCUCUCUCAAAUCAUCAACUCUGACAAAAUUCAAGUCUACAAGGGUCUUGACAUUGUCACUAACAAGGUACCAGAAUCCGAACGUUGUUCGAUUCCACAUCACAUGUUAGGCAUUGUCGAUGAUCCUGAUUAUGACUUCACUGUGAAUGAUUUUUGCAAGCAUGUGCUUGAAGCUCUAGAUCUCAUAAUUGAAAAUGGGCACCUACCUAUUAUUGUAGGAGGGUCAAAUUCUUACCUACAAAAAUUGGUUGAUAGUGCAUUUUGUUCAAAAUAUGAUUGUUGUUUCAUUUGGACCGAUGUGUCUUUGCCUAUUUUGUUUCAAUAUUUAGACAAAAGAGUUGAUGAAAUGGUUGAGGAAGGGUUGGUGGAUGAGAUUAGAGAAUUUUUUGUGCCUGGAGCAAAUUGUGAAGUGGGGAUUAGAAGGGCUAUUGGGGUUCCUGAGCUCAAUUAUUAUUUUGAGAUAGAAAAUAAAAAAGAUAUUGAUAAGGCUCAGAAGGAAAAUAUACUACAAGAAGGGAUUAAAAAUAUCAAACAAAACACUUGGAAAUUGGCUGAAAAUCAACUCUCCAAGAUCCAUAAUAUGGUUAAUAAUCUUGGAUGGAAGAUGAACAAAAUUGAUUCUACAAAAGUGUUUGAUGCUCUUUUAAAGGGAGAAGAAGAUUACAAACAUUUGCAUCAAGAGAUUGUGGUUAAGCCAUGCAUUGAGAUUGUCAAGACAUUUCUAGAGGAGACAACUCAAGCAUUUGGAAAUACAAAUAUAAAAUAUUCAAAUGGUGUUUGA